AAUGGCUUGAAUUAUUUUUUCUUUAUCCCUAUUGUGGUUUUUGCUUCUCUGAUGAGCUAUAAAUAGUCUAGCAUGAAUAUGGAGACUCAAAACUUCAAUAAAUUUACAUUCCUCAAACUUAUGUAUAUAACUGACUCAUUUGACAAGUGUUAUUCUAUUUACAGACUAGCAAUAUUAUUUACAGAGGUAAUAUAUAAAUGUUAAACUCAAAAACUAGGAUGGCUUAAGAAUCUCUGAUUGCUUCACCACUGGCUUGUGCCCAGCAGUCAUUCCACACAUUCAAUUCAGGAACCUUCUUCCUCUGGCAAGAAAUCAGGAAAACAGCUGGAGUGUCGAGUGUGUGAAGAGAGCUUCAGUCUCGGUGGAGAUAAAGUGCCGCAUCUGCUGUUCUGUGGCCAUACAUUAUGUCACUCUUGCUUGCUGAGACUUCCAAUGACAUCUGCUAUUGACAGGGCAUCCAGCAGCUUCAACACCACAGCUGCUACUAAGAACUUUGCACUGUUGGAGGUUCUGGAGCGCAACAGCGGAGCCAGUGAACAGCAAGCAGGAGGUCGACAGCCUCUUCUUUCUCCUGACCUGUUGCAUUGCUAGACUGCAGAUAGAAGGGUAACAGACCCUCCACUGCUCCUGUUGGAUGAGAUCUUUCACUAAGCUGCUGACAGCUUGUCCAAUCUCCUCUCAACCGUUCAGCCCAAGCGAUGCAGCCCAAGUGCUGUAUCGGAACCACAAAAGAGAUGCUGACAGGUAAGGAGGAGAUGCUGACACGCCAUCAGAUGUUGGUGGAAACAAGUGCCACGUCUGAGAAAGCCGACUCAAAAGCCGCUGCCUUGGCUUGUCGCACCAGGAUGGAUGACCUAUCGAUCGCAGAGAGCGAUUUUGAGGCCGCAUUAGAUCGGAAGAGUCGUGAUUUGCAGGACAAGGCUAGCUGCAUGGGCACCGAGAUGACACAAGCUAACUUGCGGUCUUUUCGCCUCAGAACCCCUCCAAGAUCCGCCGUCGAGUUGACGUCGGACAAAGAAGAUGAUCCAGAAGCGGCUUUGGAUCGAGUUGAGCUGGAGCUCAAGUGCUUACAACUGGAGCUUCAGCGAAAUAAGCUAAUUGCCAAGGUCAGAUGCUUCAAGACCCCCAGCGAGUCAGGACCUCCCAGGGGCAGGAGAAUCACAUCUCGAUCCACUCAUUCUAGAGUAGAGGAGUGGGUUGCCGGUCAGCACGGUGUACGGAGCAGUCGUGCAAGCCAGUUUGGAGGGAGAGCAGUCAAUCUGGCUCCCUCCAUUGCUAAUGAAGAUACCCCCACAGAAGAGCCCGUGGAUGUACCCGUCAUGAACGUAGAACCGAAACGUACCGAAUCUCCCAAGUUUGGUGCUAGUAAUGCCGCUCAGGUGCCAGUCAUGGAAGUUUCGUUGAGAUCUGAGCUCAUUGCUGAAUUGAAGCAAGCCCCGAAGAAGCUGUACAAUGGGGAGCCGCAUCUUUUCGACUACUGGCUUCAUAAUUUACAACAAAGAAUAGAUGAGUUACAAUUGGGACCACGUGAAGCCAUGGAGGUGUUGGCCAAUCAUUCCACAGGCAAGCCGCACAAGCUAAUCAAGAAGUAUUCGAAGGAAGUAGACAUAGACCAGCAGAAACAACUUCAUUCUAUUCUUAACAAAUUGAGAAGAAGGUUUGGCUCGAGCAGAAAAAUCGCCAGUCACCUGUACGAUCAGCUCCUCCGAUCGCCGGAAAUACGGGGUCAAGAGUCAGAUCCAGGCGUAGCACUGAAACUCAGGCAAUUUGGUGACCUAUGCCAAACAGUGCACUUUGCUAUGGGUUCGGCGCCGGCCCUCCACCUUCUGGAUGAUUUCCUAGGAAUGCAGCCUAUAAAGAACAAAUUGCCAGAGUUUGCCUACAGUUCCUGGCGACGCGAAUGUUUGAGAUAUCAAGAGAAAUACUAG
This is a messenger RNA of Hyalella azteca, 1928 nucleotides long. RefSeq lists its product as uncharacterized. The transcript is spliced from 4 exons. The record is from RefSeq and is a predicted model, not a curated record. Bases 699 to 1928 code for a protein of 409 amino acids. NCBI's taxonomy places the organism in Eukaryota, Metazoa, Arthropoda, Malacostraca, Amphipoda, Hyalellidae.